GCUCGUGGAUGGGCGGAGAGAUGAGAGCCGCAGGUGGGACGUGAAACUGGCCGCUUUUAGCCGUUAGUUUGACCGUCGAUCUCAUUUUGCUUGAGUGCUUGACUGGUGCUUCUGAACGACAUGGGGAAGCUUCAGGAAUUCGAGAUUACUUUCACUAAUAACAAAGUGGUCUACAACCCCGGGGAGUCCUUAUCAGGAACUGUGAGAAUUAAAACAAGCCACUCCUUACAGUUUAAAGCCAUUAAAGUCAACUGUGUGGGGUCGUGUGGCAUCUCAUCCAAGCUGAAUGAUGCAUCAUGGAUGCUUGAGGAAAAGUACUUGAGCAGCACACUGUCUGUGGCCGAUAAAGGUACUCUGUCAGCUGGUGAGCACAGCUUUCCAUUUCAGUUUCUCAUUCCAGCAUCCGUUCCAACCUCAUUUGAAGGCCCGUUUGGGAAGGUUUUGUACAAAAUUAGGGCUUUUAUUGACACGCCACGUUUCUCAAAGGAUUACAAGACCCAGCGACCCUUUUACCUUCUCAAUGUGCUUAACCUCAAUGAGUUGCCAGAUAUAGAGCAACCCAGCUGUGCUUUGACAACAAAAAAGUUUAACUACCUCCUGGUAAAAACAGGCACGCUCAUGCUGAAGGCCUGCAGUGAUCUAAGAGGAUACACUCCUGGACAGGUUAUCAAACUAUCCACUGAGAUCCAUAACAAGUCUGGUAAAGACACUGGCUAUGUGAUGGCUAGCCUUAUUCAGAGAGUGUCGUAUAAAACAAAGCGGCCAGUGUUUGAUCUACGGCCCAUAGCAGAGGUCGAGGGUGCCGGGGUGAAGGCUGGUAAACAUGCAGAGUGGAGAGAACAGAUCAUCGUCCCUCCUCUUCCUCAAUCAGGCCUCACUGGCUGCAGCCUCAUAGAAAUUGAGUAUUUUAUCCAGGUUUCACUAAAAUCUCCUGAGGCUGUGGUCACGUUACCCAUCUACAUUGGGAACAUUGCUGUAAACUUGACUCCCUCCAUUCCUCACCCCAUCGCUCAAGGUGCACCAAUGCCUGCCAUGCCAAGCCUCAGCCCUGCACCCGUAGUCCCCAGUGCACCUCCUGCGGAGGACCACCUGGUGGGUGCGCUGGGUGCUGGAGGAGUAGACAGCGAGGAGAUCCCCACCAAGAGUCAUUCUCAGCAGGACCCGUCCGGUGUGCCUAUCUCCAUGUCUCCCAGUGCAUUCGGUCAAGCGUCUGGUCCGGUCGCGCCGCAGCCCACCCAGUCCUCCGACGGCUCUGCUCCUCUGUUCUGUUUGUCCACAGGGGCCACCAUACCUUUCUUCACAGAUAGUAAUACAACGCCAGUGCCCACUUCCUGUCCCCUCAUCCUGCCCCCUGAAUACAGCACCUGGGAAUACCCACAUGAGCCACCUCCCACUUAUGAGGAAAGCUGCAGUAGCAACAACUCCAGCUUCAACAGUAGCAUGAGGUAGACCCUUAAAGGGCUCCCUUCUUCAUCAUGCCAUUCAUCUGGUGCCCCCUGCUGGACGGUACUUAAAACUAAAACUUCUUCUCCAUGAACCAAAUCGGUUUAAAAAACAUAAAGGACAUUGGAGAAAACAACCCUGAAACUGUACAGGGAGAAUGUUUCAGUGCCUAAGAAAAUGUAGCACUCUUGAUCAACCCCAAGAUGAGACAAACACAGAGUUCUUGUGAAACGAAUACCAGCAUCUGUAACAUUUGGAAGUGAAAGUUACACUGAGGAUACUUUUUCAUUCAACCAAGGCUGGCCUUAUAUAACGCUCAUCACAAAACAUGCUCCGUAAAAUCUGAAUUGACGCAGAAAUAUAUAUCUGUCCGACUGAAAGUCUCGUUGAGGAAAUAAAUGCUCCUUUCCUUGUGAUGAUCAUAAUGCACUCCAUGCUUAUGCCAGCAGGAAUGGCUCUUGACGAAGACGCUGGGCCACAGAGAAAGUUACUCUGGAAAGAACAAGGUUUAUUUAUUGAUGAUGAUUGAUGUUGGAAGUUUUCAUUUGACUUUUUAAAAUCAAUCUCAUCACCAAUUGGACACUGUGUGGUACAGCUUUGGAAUACCAAUGUAGUCAAGCAUCUUUGGGCACAUAUGUCGUUAUCACUUGGCCAAAUGGUAGCCAGUGUUCCUUGAAUGCUUAAGGGAACAACAUAUUACAUAUAAUUUUUAAACAAAAACUACAUUCAUUUUGUUUCACAGGCUGUCAAGAGAUUUUAGGAUGACACUUUGGACUCCUGACUCUUUAUUUUUGUUACCUUAUUUUACACAAAGCAAAAUAAUCAGAUUUUUCUUUCCUGGGGUUCAUCAUUUCACCCUAGAAUUAUUAAUUUCAAAGAACUGUCAUUCAGACUGUGAUUUUUUUUUUCCCCCCAGACUGUGCGUAAUAUUAGUGCUGGUAAUAUGUUAGAUUUCUGAUAUGCAUCAUUUGAAACCUGAUUCAAACUGUACAUGUCUUUGUAUGUGACUUGUUUGGUUUUAUGCAUUGAUAUUUCUCAUACUAGCCCACAGUGAUUGGAGAUUUAUGAUGGAUUUCCGGUGAGGCCUUAGGCUGUACUUGGAUUGUUGUGUACAGUCCUUUAAUAUGGCAAACACUUUUUCCAAAACACUUGUUCAGACCCUUGAACUGUUGAAGAAAUUUAAAAAUUGAAGCACAAAAGGCACUUUUAUAUGUUUGUGCGUGUGUGUGUGUCUGUGUUUGAGAAUGUUUUCUCAAUUCCUUCUCCAAAAUCAAAAUGAUCAAUUUCCAUUUUACUUCAAUGUUGUACUAAGUUUACUAUUUGAUUCAGUAAGCAAAGGAAGUCAUAUUCAGAACAGACCUACACAGAACAACAGACCACCUAUAUUAUGCUCUGUAUGAUUUUGUAUGAAGCAAAUUAGAAGACAUGUUUUCAGUACUAAAUGAUGUGAUGUUCUCUAUCUUUUGACUCUGUCGAUGAGUGUUAAAAUGUAAAUAGCAAUAUGAACCAUUUACAGUGCUGACAGAAAAAUCAUUUGGGUCAUUCAACAAAAAGGGUGUAACAAAUUACUUCAUCAGUGAAUAGCUGAUAUGCUAAUAUGCAUAUUUCUUAAAAAAAAAAAAUCCAGUAGCUUUAUUUUAGUUCAUUUUCAUCAUGAAGAUUGAUUUUCUAGCCUGUGUACAUUUUGAUGAAAACAAAAAAUAUAUACAUAAAAGCUAGCAAUUAUUCUCUGUCUGUAUAUUUUUGAUUUCACUGGACAUAAAAAGGAUUUAUUGUGUUAUGAGGGUUAUGUGUUCCCACUGUUUGCAUCCUAUUUCCCUCUUUGAAAGAACUUAACUAUUCCAUAACUCAGAAAAACUUUGUCGUUUCAACAUUAUAAUCCUUUUAGAAUACAAACACUUUCACUUUAUCUUAUAUUUUGUUACAUUUGUCAGUAGGGAAAAUUGGGGUAAAUUGACGGUCUGAUUGUAAUGAAUUGAUUGUGGAAAUUAUAUUUUAAAAAACUUAUUUGUAGCAUGAAAUGGAUCAAUGCAAUUUAUUACCAGUUAAAAAUUAUAUAGCAGACAUAAUACAAACAUUUACUUUUGAAUCAUCUUAUUAGACUGCAGAAGGUACUAAUUUUAUAGAAUGACCCAUUCAUAUUCCUUUCCAGGGAUUUUGACUUUGCUGAUUGUAUCCCAGCAGGCCACUGUAACUUCUAACAGUGCAGCUAUAAGCUUAAAUUGAGAUAGUGUUUCUUCACUGUGAGCAGCACUCUGUUGAACUCUCAGCCAUUGCGCAAAUGUUAAGAACAUUUAAAUGAAAAAAGAAAAUUGUUAUUGUUCAUCGUCAAAAUCCAGUAAAGAACCCCCUGACUUGAAUGCCUGUUCUGUAUUUUAAACCACAUUUUGCCUUAAAUGUGAAUCUGAUGCAUCCCUGGUCCCAUCGUAAUUGUAAAGAAAACAAGUACUUUGAGAUAACAUUGCAUUGCUAUUACUGUUCUACAUUUGCCUCUCGAGCCUCUUUGGCUUUCUAUUGGAAGCAGAAAAAGUCAAAAGGGAUAGUAGAUAGUUAUUUUAGCACUGAAGGUAAAAUAAAUUAUAAAUGUGAAAUUAUAAAUUUCUGGAAUUGCUGACAUUGCAGUGUGGACAAACACUUAUUCGUUGUUUAUUUACAUGUGCUAUGUUCUGUCUUUUCCUUUUCUCCAAAGGUUCAACAGCUUUAUCAUGUUUCAUUUCAUCAUUGUGUGGUACUUUUCUUUCCCUGGAUUUACCAGCAGGUUUUGAAAUAAAGUAGCACGAUUGUGGAUCAGUGUUCUAUGUAAAGAUGUGACAAAAUGAAACUUGUACAGUAAAUAAAAUCACUUAAAUUCUCCAUUUUUCAUCCCAA
Messenger RNA from Sinocyclocheilus grahami, 4311 nucleotides. RefSeq names its product arrestin domain-containing protein 1-like. The transcript has 8 exons. The coding region runs from base 121 to 1449 and encodes 442 amino acids. Lineage: Eukaryota; Metazoa; Chordata; Actinopteri; Cypriniformes; Cyprinidae. The record is from RefSeq and is a predicted model, not a curated record. Gene Ontology annotation, molecular function: ubiquitin protein ligase binding; ubiquitin-like ligase-substrate adaptor activity. Gene Ontology annotation, biological process: protein transport. Gene Ontology annotation, cellular component: cytoplasm.